GUAACAAAUGCGGAGACGUCUAAAGAUCAAAAAGCAGAGGUGUAGUAAUGAUCUGCUACAAUAACCUGGUGCAAAGUCGUGGGUGGCCUUUUUAUUUAUUUUUUUCCUUCAUUUUUGGGAGUGUUGAUAGUAAACUGGGAGGGUGCAGGGGAUUUGAAAAAUUCAGUGGAAGGAGUACUAAUUGAAUUCCUACCAUACUUCGAAGGAAGGUGUUAGAGUCUGGAACUAGUGGGUUAACUCUAAAAGUCACUUCCCGGUUUGUAGGAGAGAAGAUGUGUAAUGAUUGAUGAUACAUAUUGAGUGCUUGCUGUGGCUCAGGGCACUGUGACUUGCUUACUUUGGCUUCAGGUGUUGAACAGCUCUUCCUUUCUCCAUGAAUCUGAUGCCCCACGUCCCAGAAUUCACACGUGCAUGAAUUUCUUUCUGGACUUAUGCCUCUGGCCAGCUUGCCAGCAGCAGUACGCUGUUCAGUUACCUUGUUUCAUCUUAAAUCCUGGAACUUAGUAGGUCAAGUCAUCCUCCAUGCUUCUCUACUUCAAAAGCAUUCUAGCAGGCAGUUCCGGCGAAGGGGGAGACGAAGCAGGACUGCUGCAUGAAAACAGAGCUGCUGAGGGAAGAGAUCUCUAUGGCAGCCGAUGGAGGCUCAUCGGAGAAGCAGGGAGGAGAGGGCCCCGUGGCCGCCGACAGCGAAGCCAACGGGUCCUGUGCGGAGAGCGAGGCGAGUGAUCACGUGACUAUAGCGCAGCACACUCAGGAGACCACGGCGGGCAGCCCGCAGGACGGUACCAACAAACUAGCUCGGAUAGCCGAAAAUGGGGUUUCAGAAAGAGACAGUGAAACGGGGAAGCAGAACCACGUCAGCGCAGACGACUUCACACAGACUUCUGUCGUCGGGAGCAAUGGGUACUUCUUGAGUAAGCCCCCCCCGCAGGAGCAGCCCAUGCGGAUUACCAGCACUUUGGCUUCCUCGCUUCCUGGUCAUGCUGCGAAAACCCUUCCCGGAGGCGCCGGCAAAGGGAGGACUCCCAGUGCUUUUUCUCAGACGCCGGCUGCGGCGCCGGCCAAGCUUGCGGAAGCGAGUAAAGACCCGGAGGACAAGAAGCCCUCCGGCCCCUCGGGCCCUGGUGCCGACGUCAAGGUUCACAGGGCACGGAAGACCAUGCCAAAAUCCAUCCUGGGCUUGCAUGCGACCAGUAAGGAUCCCAGAGAAGUUCGGGAAGUUCGAGAUCAUGAGGAGCCAAAAGAGGAGAUCAGCAAAACCCUUUCUGAUUUUGGCCGACAGCAGCUUUUACCCCCCUUCCCACCCCUUCAUCAGUCACUACCUCAAAACCAGUGCUACGUGGCCACCACAAAGCCACAGACAGCUUGCUUGCCUUUUGUUUUAGCAGCUGCAGUAUCUCGGAAGAAAAAACGAAGAAUGGGAACCUAUAGCCUGGUUCCUAAGAAAAAGACCAAAGUAUUAAAACAGAGGACGGUGAUUGAGAUGUUUCAGAGUAUAAGUCACCCCACUGUGGGCUCCAAGGGCGACAAGGACCUGGGCGCCAGCACCCUCCACGUGAAUGGGGAGAGCUUAGAGCUGGACUCGGAGGAGGAAGAGUCGGAGGAGCUGGAUGAGGAUGAAGACCAGGGCCCUGAGCAGGCCGCCGCAUUCCCCUCGGAGGACAGCAGGACCUCUACGGGGUGUGGGCCUGAGGCCGGCCGCACCCAGAAGACGGACGGCGAGUCUGAAGAGGAGCAGGAGUCGGCCGGCACCGGGGAGGAGGACGAGGACGGAGACGAGUCGGACCUGAGUUCUGAAUCCAGUAUCAAGAAGAAGUUUCUCAAGAGGAAGGGGAAGCCUGACAGCCCCUGGAUCAAGCCCACUAGGAAACGGAGACGGAGAAAUAAAAAGAAGCAAAGCGGUAUCCUGGGUUCUGAAGCAUAUACGUCAUCUUCAGGAAGCACAGAGCAGACGGCAGCGGGAGACAGCACGGGAUACAUGGAGGUCUCUCUGGACUCCCUAGACCUCCGUGUCAAGGGGACUCUGCCCUCACAAGCAGAAGGGCUGGCCAAUGGUCCCGACGUGGGGGAGACAGAUGGCCUUCAGGAAGUACCCCUCUGCAGCUGCCGGAUGGAAACCCCGAAAAGCCGAGAGAUCACCACUCUGGCCAACAACCAGUGCAUGGCUACGGAAAGUGUGGACCAUGAACUGGGCAGGUGCACCAACAGCGUGGUCAAGCACGAGCUGAUGCGCCCAUCCAGCAAAGCGCCGCUCUUGGUGCUAUGUGAAGACCACCGGGGCCGGAUGGUGAAGCACCAGUGCUGUCCGGGCUGCGGCUACUUCUGCACAGCGGGUAAUUUUAUGGAAUGUCAGCCUGAGAGCAGCAUCUCUCAUCGUUUCCACAAAGACUGUGCCUCUCGAGUCAAUAAUGCCAGCUACUGCCCCCACUGUGGGGAGGAGAUCUCCAAGGCCAAAGAGGUGACCAUCGCAAAAGCCGACACAACUUCCACCAUGACGCUGGCCCCUGGGCAGGACAAGAGCUCUCUGGUGGAGGGCAGGGCUGACACUACCACGGGCAGGUGCGUGCCCAGCGGAGCCUUGGGCAGCUCUCCUGGAAACAGCACUGCGGGACCAUCGCUCUUGGAGGACGGCAAGCCGCAGAGCACAGCCCCCCAGGCAGCCGACGGCUUCGACCCCGCGGGGCCUGCGGGGCUGGUCAAGCCGGCCCCCGGCCUUUCCCAGGGACCAGGGAAGGAGACCUUGGAAAGUGCUCUGAUCGCUCUUGACUCAGAAAAACCCAAGAAGCUUCGCUUCCAUCCAAAGCAGCUGUAUUUCUCCGCCAGGCAAGGGGAGCUGCAGAAAGUGCUGCUCAUGCUGGUGGAUGGAAUCGACCCCAACUUCAAGAUGGAGCACCAGAACAAGCGGUCCCCACUGCACGCUGCCGCCGAAGCCGGCCACGUGGACAUCUGCCACAUGCUGAUCCAGGCGGGCGCGAACAUUGACACCUGCUCAGAAGACCAGAGGACCCCAUUGAUGGAGGCAGCAGAAAACAACCAUUUAGACGCGGUGAAGUACCUUAUCAAGGCCGGCGCCCUCGUGGACCCUAAGGAUGCAGAGGGCUCCACCUGUUUACACCUCGCUGCCAAGAAAGGCCACUAUGAUGUGGUUCAGUAUCUGCUUUCGAAUGGACAAAUGGAUGUCAACUGUCAGGAUGAUGGCGGCUGGACACCCAUGAUUUGGGCCACUGAGUAUAAGCAUGUGGAGCUCGUGAAGCUGCUGCUGGCCAAGGGGUCUGACAUCAACAUCCGGGACAACGAGGAGAACAUCUGUCUGCACUGGGCCGCCUUCUCUGGCUGCGUGGACAUAGCCGAGAUCCUGCUGGCCGCCAGGUGCGACCUGCACGCCGUGAACGUGCACGGAGACUCGCCCCUGCACAUCGCCGCCCGGGAGGACCGCUACGCCUGCGUCCUCCUCUUUCUUUCUCGGGAUUCAGAUGUCACCUUGAAAAACAAGGAGGGAGAGACGCCCCUGCAGUGUGCAAGCCUCAACUCCCAGGUGUGGGAUGCUCUGCAGAUGAGCCGGGCGCUGAGGGACUCAGCCCCCGACAGGCCUGUCCCAGCGGAGAAGACGGUGAGCAGAGACAUUGCUCGAGGGUAUGAGCGAAUCCCCAUCCCGUGUGUCAACGCCGUGGACAGCGAGCCGUGCCCCAGCAACUACAAAUACGUUUCUCAGAACUGCGUGACGUCCCCCAUGAACAUCGACAGAAACAUCACCCAUUUGCAGUACUGCGUGUGCAUCGACGACUGCUCUUCCAGCAACUGCAUGUGCGGCCAGCUCAGCAUGCGCUGCUGGUACGACAAGGACGGCCGGCUCCUGCCAGAGUUCAACAUGGCGGAGCCGCCCUUGAUCUUUGAGUGCAACCACGCCUGUUCCUGCUGGAGGAGCUGCCGGAACCGAGUCGUGCAGAACGGUCUCAGGGCGAGGCUGCAGCUCUACCGGACACAGAACAUGGGCUGGGGCGUGCGCUCCCUGCAGGACAUCCCCCUGGGCACCUUCGUCUGCGAGUACGUCGGGGAGCUCAUCUCUGACUCGGAAGCUGACGUGCGGGAAGAAGACUCUUACCUCUUUGAUCUUGACAACAAGGACGGCGAGGUGUACUGCAUCGACGCGCGCUUCUACGGGAACGUCAGCCGCUUCAUCAACCACCACUGCGAGCCCAACCUGGUGCCCGUGCGUGUGUUCAUGUCACACCAGGACCUGCGCUUUCCCAGGAUUGCCUUCUUCAGCACCCGCCUGAUUGAGGCUGGGGAGCAACUGGGGUUUGACUACGGGGAGCGCUUCUGGGACAUCAAAGGCAAGCUGUUCAGCUGCCGAUGCGGCUCCCCCAAGUGCCGGCACUCCAGCACGGCCGCGGCGCAGCGGCAGGCCAGCGCCGCCCAGGACGGCCAGGAGAACGGCCUGCCCGACACCAGCUCCUCCACCGCUGACCCCCUAUGAGCCGCAGCCGGCCCGGGGCGCUGAGCGUCGGUCCUGUUCACACGGAGGUUGGAGAGGAAGGCGAAACGCACACAACGCCCGAGGGCCCCGACCUGGGGCUGGAGGGACCUGGGCCAGGGCCGCGAGGCCCCAGCGUGGCUGCCCGCGGGCUGGGGGCGGGCACUUUGGAACACUCUGGGAAUCCGCGCUGGCGUGACCUUGUGAGUUUCUGAUGAUGGUUUUGUCGUUUCCACGUUUCCUGUUCCCCCUCAACUCCCCUGGUUCCUGCUCCACCGUGGGGCUCGUUGGCGAAGGCCGGUCGGCCCAGGCUCCCCGCGUGGCACCUGCCGAAGACAGCGUCACCCGUGAGCUGCUCCGUUAGACCUGCCUGCCCGAGGCCCGCGCACACGCCGUCCCCACCUCGGCCUCGGAGAGGUCAGGGCCGAGCCGUCACUGACUUUGGAGAAAACGUUUGUUUGCUUUUUAAAGAAGUCCUAUAUCUAGUCCUAUAUAUCAGACCUCUAAUGCAUUUCUUUCUGAGGAAGCGGUUUGGCGGGUGCAGGAGGGCCGCGGCCCGAGGAGGACCCCGCACCGGCCCCGCCAGCACAGCGAUGCUGGCGCCGUCUGUUGAUUUUUAAACCACAUGCUAUGAUGAUGAAUAAACUGAUUUAUUUUCUACCAUUAUUGAACAUUAGGACAAAUAAAAACACAAAACACAGACAACGGUGCUGAUUCUGGUGUGGUUUCUACUCACCAUGUGAAAAUAAACUAUCAACUGUAUAAAGAGAACAAAGUGAUUUUAGAAUAAAAUGCAGGAAAAAAACUUUUUUUAAAAUGUUAGUCUUGUCGUGGAAUAAAUUUGCCAUCACCUUUUGUGUGACGGCCGCCAGGUCAUACACUUUUUUUUGGGCAUAUACUUUUUUAAAUCCUGUGAUUAGUGCGGUAGCAGGUGGGGUUUUGUGCGGCCCUCUAAUACAUUCAUGAUGCAGUCAUGUUUAUUUUUUUUCUGUUAAAAUGUUUUUGACAGUUUUAAGAGCAGUCUUUUGGCUCAGACCAUUUCUUGUUCUGUUUUCAAUGAAAUCAAUAAAAAAAAGAGAAGUGCUUUAAA
Suricata suricatta (meerkat) is the source of this 5564-nucleotide messenger RNA. It is a transcript of the gene EHMT1, whose product is annotated as euchromatic histone lysine methyltransferase 1. Gene Ontology annotation, molecular function: histone H3K9 methyltransferase activity; p53 binding; zinc ion binding. Lineage: Eukaryota; Metazoa; Chordata; Mammalia; Carnivora; Herpestidae. Bases 593 to 4477 code for a protein of 1294 amino acids. Gene Ontology annotation, cellular component: nucleus. The transcript has 28 exons. The record is from RefSeq and is a predicted model, not a curated record.